Messenger RNA from Macadamia integrifolia, 2864 nucleotides. Its product is annotated as protein SEMI-ROLLED LEAF 2-like. Bases 16 to 2685 code for a protein of 889 amino acids. The record is from RefSeq and is a predicted model, not a curated record. The transcript has 15 exons. NCBI's taxonomy places the organism in Eukaryota, Viridiplantae, Streptophyta, Magnoliopsida, Proteales, Proteaceae.
UACUUUUUCUGCUAAAUGAACAAUGGACCAGCUUCUUUUAUGAUUUUACUUUCCUUUUUAUAUUUAUGGUUACUUCCUUCAUAUGCUUUAUGCUGGUUCUAUUCUGACCUUGUGCAUGGACAGGAAGAUGGAACUUAUGCGCACAACAUUGAGAAAUUGGUUCAUAAAGUAUGUAUGCUGGCACGUGAGUCUGCAGAGGGAUAUGGGAAGUGCUGUUUGAGGGCAUCAAGCAUGCAAUGCCUUUCGGCUAUGGUGUGGUUCAUGACAGAGUUUUCACACGUUCUUGAUAAUUUUGAUGAGAUUGUGCAUGUCACACUGGAUAACUAUGAACCAGAUAUAAAUCUUGUGGAUGAUGGUCAAAGGGAGGAGCCACAUCACAAUUGGGUUGAUGAAGUUGUUAGAUGUGAAGCAAGGGGUGGUGCAGGUGUUCGUAGUGAUUUCAUCCCGAGCUACAUCAGGCUGAGAUGCGAAAAGAAAGAUUGCACUCUAUUGACGAGCGAAGAAAUUGAAAAUCCCAAGGUAUGGGCUCAAAUUUGUGUCCAGAAGAUGGCUGAAUUGGGCAAGGAGAGUACAACAAUGCGUUGGGUUUUGGAUCUAAUGUUCAAUUACUUUGAUAAAGGGGGACACUGGGUUCCUCAGCAGGGGUUAGCUAUGGUUGUUCUGUCUGAUAUGUGCUACUUUGUGGGGACUGCAGGAAAUGAGCAAUUGAUUCUAGCUGCUGUCAUUCGACAUCUGGACCACAAAAGUGUUGCACAUGAUCAGCGAAUUAAAUCUGAUAUCAUUCAGAUUGCUACUGCUUUGGCUCGACAACUCAGAACUCGAGCCAUAGUCUCUGAAAUUGGGAUUUUCAGUGAUCUAUGCAGGCAUUUGAGGAAGUCUCUUCAGGCAACAGUUGAGUUAGUAGGACAGCAAGAGUCAAACUUGAACAGUUCACUCCAAACUUCCAUUGAGGACUGCUUAUUAGAAAUUUCUAAAGGAAUUGGUGAUGCUCGGCCACUGCUUGAUUUGAUGGCAAUAACACUGGAGAAGCUUCCAUCUGCGGGUGUUGUUGCAAGGGCAACCGUUGGGUCAUUGUUGAUUCUGGCUCAUGUAAUUUCUUUAGCAUCCGUGGCCUUGCCUCCAAAGCUGGUCUUCCCAGAAUCACUUCUCCUCCAACUUUUGAAAACAAUGAUGCAUCCAGAUGUUGAAGCUCGUAUUGGAGCUCACCAGAUAUUUUCUGUUAUUCUUGUUCCAUCAUCUAAUAAUCCCAAACAUGACUUGGCAUCUUUACGAUCUGGUAGUCUAUAUGAACUAAGGAAGUGGCAGUCCAAAACUGCAUCGCCAUUUGCCUCCGCUGCUGCCUUACUUGAGAGGCUUCGCAAGGAGAAGGGCAGUGCAAUGGUAGAAAAGAAUGGGUAUGAUACUCAAAAUGACUGCAAGGAUACAGAGUCUGAUGAAGAAGAAUGGAAACAGAACUGGGCCUGCAAAAACUCACCUAACUUUUACAAAAUAAGUUCUAUUAUUGACAAGUCAACUGGGCCAGCUUGCUUAGCAGAGGCAGAGCCAAAAAUUAUUAAACUAAGUGAGGACCAAACAGCCCAGUUGCUCUCUGGUUUCUGGAUACAGGCCAAUCUUGCAGAUAAUUUGCCUUCAAAUUUUGAAGCUAUAGCUCAUUCUUUCAGCUCAACUCUUAUUGCUUCACUCUUUAAGAACACCAAUCACAACAUUGUUGUCCGCCUCUUUCAGCUUCCAAUUUCUCUCAGAAAUAUAUCUUUGGAUCCUUCUAAUGGAAUGUUGCUACCAUCAUGCCGGAGGUCACUUUUUACGCUAGCUACAGGAAUGUUGAUGUGUGCAGCAAAGAUGUAUAAUGUUCCUGAUCUUAAUGAUUUGCUCAAGUCUGUGGUUUCUAGUCAUGCCGAUCCUUUUUUGGGCAUUGGUGAUGACCUUCAACUGUAUGUAAAGCCUCAGGCAGAUGUGAGGGAUUAUGGAUCUGCUGCUGACCAUCAAGCUGCUAACUCUUUGCUCUCGAAAUUAAGGGAGACUGUUCAUGAAUCUGAGAAGGUUAUACUGGACAUCUUGGUUGGAAGCCUUUCUCGGGGCACUGAGCUGGAUGCUGAAGAUGUGGUGAGGCAAUUGUCAGUAGCAUUUACACCUGAUGAUGCCAUCAUGUUUGGUCCACAAUCUGUACUUGACUUGAAAUACCUUCAGACAAUUUCUCUUUCCAAGGAAUCACUUUCAUUUGAUGGGGAUUUCCAAGCAAACUCUUUGGUUGAGGAUGACGUGAUCAGUGAAUCAUCUUUUGCUGAUGUCUCCCGUUUCAUUCCGAGAGUGCCUACGUCACCGUCCUUGUCCCAUGUUAUCAGUGUUGGACAGCUGCUAGAAUCAGCGCUUGAAGUGGCUGGUCAAGUGGCUGGCACAUCUGUCUCAACUUCGCCUCUCUCAUACAGCAUGAUGGCUAGUCAAUGUGAGGCCCUAGGCACAGGCUCCAGGAUGAAGUUGUCCAGUUGGUUGGCCCAUGAAAUGCAUGACUCAAGACCAGUGGACCAGCCGUCUUUGGCCUUUGCUGCAAAUGGAAAUUCUGCCAUACAGAAGAUAAGCAAUGAUGAUAGGCGAAUUUUAAGUGGAUCGCCAACUGAGCCUUGGUCGGUGCUGAGACUGCCUCCUGCCAGCCCAUUUGACAACUUCCUUAAAGCAGCUGGAUGUUAAGGAAAGUAGCUACCACCUCCUGUCACCAAUCUGUGUGCAUGUGUACUUGUAAAGGUGUAGAUUUGCUAGUCACUACAGACCUUGUAGAAUUUCCAUUAUCAUAUUAUCACAUGUUAUUACUAGAGAACACAGCAAUUUUAGCAAUUUCUCGGAUGUGCAUUUCAUCUCUUUUAGCUGCA